AUGAAUUUGCGUUUUCCAGGUUACUCCAUUGCCGCUAAAAUCACUGGUCCAACAACAGUGAAUGGCUCGGAGCAGGGCUCAUUGACUGUGCAGUGUGCUUAUGGCUCAGGCUGGGAGACCUACUUGAAGUGGCGGUGUCAAGGAGCUGAUUGGAAUUACUGUAACAUCCUUGUUAAAACAAAUGGAUCAGAGCAGGAGGUAAAGAAGAAUCGAGUUUCCAUCAGGGACAAUCAGAAAAACCACGUGUUCACCGUGACCAUGGAGAAUCUCAAAAGAGAUGAUGCUGACAGUUAUUGGUGUGGGACUGAGAGACCUGGAAUUGAUCUUGGGGUCAAAGUUCAAGUGACCAUUAACCCAGGCACACAAACUGCAGUCUCAGAAUGGACAACCACAACAGCAAGCCUGGCUUUCACAGCUGCAGCCACCCAGAAGACCAGCAGCCCCCUCACCAGGUCCCCGCUCAAGAGCACCCACUUCCUGUUCCUGUUCCUCCUGGAGCUGCCUCUGCUCCUGAGCAUGCUGGGGACCGUCCUCUGGGUAAACAGACCACAAAGAAGGUCUUGAAGGAGGAGGAGUCAGCCCGAUGAUGAGAGUCCCAAUGCCCAUUGACGUCCUGUCCAGGGCGAAAGGCCCUCCCACAGAAGAAAAAACAUUUUCUUUUCUCUUCUUUUUUUCUUUCUAGAGAUAGAGUCUUGCUCUGUCACCCAGGCUGGAAUGCAAUGGUGUAAUCUCUGCUCACUGCAACUUUCCCCUCCCAGGCUCAAGCGAUCCUCCUGCCUCAACCUCCAGAGUAGCUGGGGCUACAGGCACAUGCCACCACCCCCAGCUAAUUUUUAAAUUUUUUUGUAGAGAUGGGCUUCCACCACGUUGCCCAGGCUGGUCUCGAACUCUUGACCUCAAGAGAUCCUCCCGCUUCGCCUCCCAAAGUGGUGGGAUUACAGGUGUGAGCCACCGCACCUGGCAGAAAAACAACAUUUCUAUGGGGAAUUGACUGUGGUUCUAGAGGCAGUGCUGGCCCCAGCUUCAGGGAACAGCCUCCUAGUCCCCUAUCUCCUGCAGCCGUGCCACCUGGGGCUAUUCCCUUCUCUGCACAGUCCCUGGGGCCUGACAGAGCCCUUCUUCCUUCUGAGGUCUCCAAUGCAGUAGAAAACAUGAGAAGAAUGUGUUUCCCCCGAGAGGCACCUAUGCCGUAGUGGACAUUCGUGAUCUCAGGUCUGUGAGCCACAUGCAAUGUUAACGGACCUGUCUUUGCAUUCCGUGGGGUUCAAGUCUCCAGUCAAUAAUGGGUUUCAAAAUCCUAAACCCAUGAAAACAGAAAAACGGAACCAAACUCUGGUAAUGGGCCAACUUAAGGGAAGAUGAGUACAGAAGAGAGCAGAGGUUUCCGGGCUGCCGUGCCAGCUGCUCUCCUGCCACUUGUGGGGAAGGGAAGUCAGGAGAUUCCUGGAUGAGUACGAUUGAAGAUGAUGGGAAAACACAGCCUCCUUUCGUCACUGUAAGACUUUUCUAUUAGUGUUGAUUGUUACAUUUUCUUACCUCUUUUAAGAGUAUUGCAGUUGGCUGCUACUCUCAAUUUGGGGUAUAUGGGGAGAUCACCCAUACAUUUUGGGGACUGUGACAUAAUCCAUAAACUGGAUGCCAGAGCUAGAACUGUGAGCUGGGGAUGGCUGGGUCCUCAGUACCGCCUGCCUGGGUCCCCAGGGUGGUGCUCAGUCUUGGACUCUAAUGACUGAGCCCCCUGCCCAGUGGGAUCAUCUGGUGGUUAAGACAGAGGCUAAAUAACAGAAAUUCCCUUCUGGGAACAUGAACCAGGAUCACCCAACUGCCCUCUGUCAGGUCAAUCUCUGUACCCAGGUGAGACCCUUAUUCACUCCCCACCAUCAUUCAUUCCAAAAUGCUGGGCGCAGUGGCUCACUCCUGUAA
Molecule: messenger RNA, 1923 nt
Organism: Homo sapiens (human)
Lineage: Eukaryota; Metazoa; Chordata; Mammalia; Primates; Hominidae
Gene: CD300LD
Product: CD300 molecule like family member d
Exons: 3
Coding region: 1-564 (187 amino acids)
Cellular component (GO): plasma membrane
Source: RefSeq, a predicted model, not a curated record